This is a messenger RNA of Octopus sinensis (East Asian common octopus), 2199 nucleotides long. Its product is annotated as SNARE-associated protein Snapin. Bases 38 to 499 code for a protein of 153 amino acids. Gene Ontology annotation, biological process: intracellular protein transport; synaptic vesicle exocytosis; endosome to lysosome transport. Gene Ontology annotation, cellular component: synaptic vesicle; BORC complex; BLOC-1 complex. The transcript has 5 exons. The record is from RefSeq and is a predicted model, not a curated record. Lineage: Eukaryota; Metazoa; Mollusca; Cephalopoda; Octopoda; Octopodidae. Gene Ontology annotation, molecular function: SNARE binding.
AUGUGUCUUUGAAAAAAAAAAAAAAUAUAUAACCAAAAUGGCUGAAGCUUCGUAUUCUCUGAUGGGGAGCAAGAACCUCACAGACACCUCACCUACUUCCUAUUCGUCGUCUUCGGAAAUGAUGCAGAACAACCUACAGCAGGACGACCAACUGGACACCAGGACGGUGAUUGCUAGCGGACUUGUGGACCUGAUGCGGCCAGCCGUCACAGAAAUCGACAGCCGAGUGAACGAAGUGAGAGAGAGCCAAGUGGAGUUGCGUCAGCAGAUUGACAGCCUAGCAAUUGACUUGAAGAAAAUCUCCGACAGUCAGCAAGUGCCCGUUGACCUGGAACCUUAUGUGAAGAAACUUAGUAAUGCUCGGCGCCGUGUGAUGUUGGUCAAUAACAUUCUACAAAAUGUACAGGAACGACUCAACAAACUCCACAACAAUGUCUCAAAAGAAACAGCACGCAGGAAGGCGUUACUUGAUCCACCCUCUCCUGGAAAACCAAAAUAGAAAGAGACCCAUAUAUUCUAUACAUGCACACACACACACAUACACACACACACACAUACACAUACACACACACACACAUGAGUGAAUGAACAAAUAGAAGAAAGAAGUACUCAAUACAUUUGAUGAGAUGGAUGUCUCCAAUCUACCCACGGAAGUUUGUCAUAUGACGCUGAGUCAGACUGUUAUAAUGUGUGUGUGUAUAUAUAUAUAUAUAAAAUAUACACACACAUAUAUACAUAUAAAAAUAUAUUAUUACAAUACAAUGAUAUAUAUAUAUAUAUAUAUAUAUUUAAUGACCAAGGAUAAAAUCUAUAUAAGAUUUUAUCAAGUAAUAACCCAUACAGGUAACAAUUAAUACAAGUAUAUAUAAUUAUAAUAAUGAGAGCACUGAUGGAUAGCGCCACAUGCUAGAAAUAGAUGCCAAAUGGCUCUAAGAACUACAAUUAUUUACUCCAUUAGCACGGAUUUCAGUCCCUGCUAAUGGAAUAACUGUAGUUCUUAGAGCCAUUUGGUAUCUAUUUCUAGCAUGUGGUGCUAUUCAUCAGUGCCCUCAUUAUUAUAAUUAUGUUUAUAUAAUUAUAUAUGCUUAUAUAUGUGCAUGUCUGUGUGCACACAUAUACACAAGUAUGUACCUGUGUGUAUUAGAGAAGCUAAAAGCAUGAGUACUUCAUAGAAUUUGGAUCCAUAUCUUCGUAUUGAAUCCUCCAUGGAAUAUAGACAGGAGUUUUACCAGCUUUCAUUAUACACACUAACAAACACACUCUUUGAAUGCAUAAGUUGCUUUGUUUAAAUCUAAACCUAUAUCCAUCACUGCUUAAUCUUAGGCUAAUCACCAAUGAGUAGAAUUUGCAUCAUGUAUGUAUGUAUGAAAUGUAUGUGUGGCAGCUAAAGAGAAAGAGAUACCGAAAGAAAUAAGAAAGCCCUAUAUAGACAAGACCUCCAUCGAAUUAAUCCUUGAGUGAAACAAGGAGUGACUCGGUCAUUGAAGAGUCACUCAAACCAAACCUCAACGGUAUGGACUUCAUCAAGCUGUCCCUAUACUCCCACAUAGAGAUCGCUUGUAAUGCAUAAGGCUACUAUCUGUUUUUGUCAAGCAUAAUGCUUAUUUAUUCACAUUUCAAUUAAUCAUGCAUUAUCUUGUAGCUUCAGGAUUUCAGCGAUGUCAUUGUUGACUUUCAGAAUGACAUUGCAGGCUGGAUCUGGCCCAGUUUGAACAUAAAACAGGUAGAAUAUUUGGGCUGAAUAUGGCCAGAUUAAAUACUAAAGUGUUAAAAGUGAUUUCUUUUGUGCCAUAAACCCGUUACCAUUUCUGUGGUGCACCCUCUUUCCUUGAUGUUUUCAGCAAAUGCUUAUUUUACUUAAUAAAACAUGCAAAAUAUUUGAGCCAGAUUUGGCCAGUUUAAGUGCGAAAGGGUCAAGUUAGUUGUCAGAUUACUUUGUCAAAUCUAACACGUAUUUAUUCCCACUCUUUUAAAUUAAUCCUGCUUUACCUUGUAACUUUGAGAUUUCGAUGAUGUGAUUGUUUAUUCUUAGAAUGACAUUGCUGGGGUAGGUGUUAGAGGCUAGAUCUGGCUGGUGUGAAUAAAAAAACAGAAUAUUUGGGCUGGAUACAGCCAUUUUAAAUGCUAAAAGGUUAAGGUUACAUACAGUAUUACCAUGGGAAUAGUUUAAAUAAAUUUGCAUGUGGUGAUGAAACAAAA